Messenger RNA from Moesziomyces aphidis, 237 nucleotides. The record is from the annotation of a GenBank genome assembly. NCBI's taxonomy places the organism in Eukaryota, Fungi, Basidiomycota, Ustilaginomycetes, Ustilaginales, Ustilaginaceae.
AUGAAGCUGCCAGCACGCUCGCUCAUCAAGAAGCUCGUACGCGCGCAUCUGCCACCGAACGUGCGUCUCUCCAAGUCCGCCGACCUUUACGUGUUGCUGGCGUUCUUGAUCUACAUGCAGCGUCUCGCCAACGAAUCCAGGCUCGCCCACCAGCAGGACGCAUCCAACGGCCUCAAGGGCUCAGCCACCAUAGCGAGGAGGCACAUCAACGGCGCAAGGAAACGCGUACGCGGCUGA